Messenger RNA from Trichoderma asperellum CBS 433.97, 464 nucleotides. The record is from RefSeq and is a predicted model, not a curated record. NCBI's taxonomy places the organism in Eukaryota, Fungi, Ascomycota, Sordariomycetes, Hypocreales, Hypocreaceae.
GUGCCACCUGUUGCUAAGCUGAGCGCCACAGGUCAUAGCCAUGUCUGUGACAGCGGAUGGCUGCAAGUCCUACUACUAGUGCUAGUAUCCUAUGGCCCAGAAGUGGCUAGAUGAGAUCGUCUUCUUCAGCACGGGUCUAAUAGCCUAUUUUGGGAGCUAUGCCGUGACUUUGGCUGUCCCCCACUCCACCUUCGCCCUUAACCAUCCUGAAUCAGAAGGGCUAUACAUUCCACGGUGGAGUUCAAGGCAGGACUCCCCGCUCGCCUUCAGGACGGAGGAGACUCUGUGGGAUCGAGUGAGGAAAAGCCCCCUGGACGACUGGCCGACAGAGCCCCUAAGUGUUUGACCCAGCAGCUUUGUAUGCAAAUGCUCCGUACAUACUGGUGCUAUACCGCUACUAGUCCUGCUAUUACUGGCAGCACUGCCGUAACUGUACGAAGCAUUCGGCGAGUUUGAGCUUCUCC